UAUGGUUGUGAUUGCUUUAUUUUGCAGUUUAACAUCCGAGGAUUUACGCUUCACCGAAAAGAGCUAUAUACUUCGUUAUCAUUACUUUUGGUUACACUUCUUUUUGGCGCCCUAGUUAACGACUUUGUUGCAAUCAUAGACGUGGAGAUGCCUGAGAACUCGACUCACGAGUUCACCUUUGUGAUCCUGUUGCUCCACUGUGUAUCCUUUACACUCUCCAUCCUGGGUUUUGUUUAUAAUAGCCUAGCCGAGAAAAGCAUUGGAACGAUAGUAGGACAAAUUUUAGUUGCUUUUAAUAUGGGUUUAUUCGUUUGUCGUAUAUUUCUUGAGUUAGUCUUCCUCGAAUUUCGACCAGAAGAGAUGGCAACUACCACGUAACAAGCGAAAGUAGCAAAUUGAUCAUCUUUUAAGGUAAGUGAUGUUUUAUAUUUUCGCCUUGUGCUCCUCUUUUCGAGAAACACACGCCGCAAGCCAAUUAUGCGUUCUUCGUUCACUUUCAAAAUGAAGCCAAGUACAAAAUAUUUUUUGUAAAAAGAAAUUUUGCUUGCACGAGAUCAA
Molecule: messenger RNA, 558 nt
Organism: Pocillopora damicornis (cauliflower coral)
Lineage: Eukaryota; Metazoa; Cnidaria; Anthozoa; Scleractinia; Pocilloporidae
Source: RefSeq, a predicted model, not a curated record